Molecule: messenger RNA, 765 nt
Organism: Cornus florida
Lineage: Eukaryota; Viridiplantae; Streptophyta; Magnoliopsida; Cornales; Cornaceae
Exons: 6
Coding region: 77-484 (135 amino acids)
Source: RefSeq, a predicted model, not a curated record
UAUUUUCAUUUCCCCCAAUUAUUCUCAGGAACUGGGAGGUCUGUUGAUUCUAAAGAGAGAAAAACAGAGAGCUUCGAUGGGGGACUCAAACCCUAAAAACAGUUUGAGAUGUCCGCACUGUGCUGGUCCUCUCUCGAAAGAGAUGGAAACUAGCAAUUGGACUGUUCCACCGCUUAUCAGGGAUAGCUUCUCCAUGAUUGGUUCUGCUGUUGGUGGUACGACAAGUGCAUUUUACGGAUUCAACCGUGUGAUGCCAAUUGUUCAGAAGUCGGUCAAAGGACCUAUGUGGUUACAUUUCCUCAUUGGUGCUCCACCAGUGAUAGUUUUUUCUUCAGCCUGUGCGGGGUUGGCAGGUGGAGCUAUUCCAGCCUUUGCCCAACUUGCAUCUUCGUCUUAUCAUGCAGCAGUUUCAUCUUCAUCUUUUCCACCUCCAACGUCACGGGAUGAUAAGAUUCAGAACUCCAGAACUUCCUCCACACUAUAAUUUUUCGAAGAGUUGAAGAGAAUUUUGGUGGUGCCCGCUAAAAUGGUCAGGCCAGGAAGUUGUCCGUCUUUGUGGACCUGGCUCGUAUGAGCUAAUAUCAACAGUACCUAGGUGGGAUGCACAUACAUGGCUCUCAUGUAUAAAAUGCCGUGAAUUUGACCUAGGAGCCUCUUUAUGUAAAAAUCAUCGACAGUCACCUGAGAAAAUCUUUAAUAUUAUAGAAAUCUUCAUUAUUUAAGAAUCAUUAUUUCUGAAGUAAAAAAGUUCUAUGCUCUGUGAAA